CUCCCUGACUCCUGUUAUUACAAGCAAAGUAACCACCAACUCCAUCUCAGUUGGUAAAUCUGAGAUGAUAACAACCAGUCGACCUCUACCUCAACCAGCUACCUCUCCAGUGGUCCUGCUGGUACUGGGAGUGCUGCUCUUCCUGGCCUUAGUGCUUCUCUCUGGGCUGGUUUACCAGAACAGAGUACUCAGGAAAGUACUCUCUAAGAGGAGGCAUAAGACUUUACCUGAAGUAAUCUAUGAGGAGAUUGACCACAGAAUCACUAAUGAAAGAACUCCCAUCUCAGCUCAAAAGGAAUAUAUUGACUCAGAGGCUCAGCAUUCUGGUUAUGAAGAUGUUGGUAAAGAGCUUUUCUCAGCAAAAUCUGUCAGUGAAGAAAAGACUGAGUAUUAUGAUGAUGCUGUCACCAGUAGUGGUGAUCUAGGGACAGAAAAUCCACAGGAUAAUUACAGUGACAUCACACAUGGACAGACACCUGAUACUGUAGCAAAGGAUGUGGUAGAGAUCUAUGAUGAUGCUGUUACUGUUGGACCAAACUCACAUCUUACAACAGAGUACUAUGAUGAUGUCAUCUCCCCUGGACAAGAUUCUUUAAGUGGUACAGACUAUGAUAACCUGUAAGACACAGAGGAAAGGCUUCAGUCGAAGAAAACCUCAUGAAUGAGAAUGCUUUUGCUCAGGAAAUGACAUUUGACCUCUUCAAACUCAAACAGUGUUUAGAUCAUAAAUGGUUCAAUGUCUUGCUUCACCCUUUUGCCAGAACACAUUUUUGAAAAUCAUUUUAAACAUAGAAGCAUCAUAGAAAUACAAUAUUAAUCCUUUUAUAUACAUAUAUUACAUGCAUGAUGUUGAAUUCGGUAGCUUAAAAUGGCUGAUAUGUUAUUUGUUGCAAGGGCUCAUUUAUCAGUAUUCAGUGUAUGUGCUCCCUGGGAAUCAAACCCAUGACCAUGGUGAUAUUAGCACCAUGUUCAUAAGAUUAUUAUGCUUUUAUACAGUUUUAUACACAGUUAGCCAGCAUUUAGAUUCUGUUUUGUUCUGGUUUUGUUUUGUAUAAAGAUGCACACCUCUGUAUAGGCCUACAACAAAGUCAUCAGUGUUAAAGGAUUGAUUCACUACUGAAUCCUAUAAAUAUGCACAAUAGAUACCUUGACCUGCCUUGACAACCGCCUU
This is a messenger RNA of Electrophorus electricus (electric eel), 1171 nucleotides long. The record is from RefSeq and is a predicted model, not a curated record. NCBI's taxonomy places the organism in Eukaryota, Metazoa, Chordata, Actinopteri, Gymnotiformes, Gymnotidae.